AGCUGCCAACCUGUUUGUAAAUAUUUAAUUCGCCAAGGGGCAGCGGCAACAAUAUUUCAAUUAAUAUUAGCAACAUUAAACCGAGUAACUAAAUUAUCUAGAAGUGAGAAAUAGCAGGACCAUGCCACAGCAGCGGCGCAAGGUGGCCUUUAGCGGCAAGAAAAAGAAGGACCAAAUGCUGCAGAAGCGCAGCACAAAAGGUCCGCCCAAAUACCUUAGAAGCACUCAGGAAUCCUACGAGGACAGCGAUGUGCCCGAAACCACAAGGAAGCUAAUGGAGCAACCGUUUGGUCGUGGCGGAAACCGGAACAAAAACGUCAAUCGUUAUAACCUACAGUUCUACCAAGAGGGCAAGAAGGAACUGGAGCAAAUGAAGCAGGAAGGCUUUAAGCCGCUGGACGUGCUCAGUCCCAAGGAACGCGAGGUGGACGAACGAUUCUUUGCCAACUGUGACUUUCCCGUACGACCAACCUGGAAACCGGAACACACCAAGGAGCAGCUCGAUCGCAGCGAGAAUCGGUAUUUUAAGGAAUAUGUGGAUGAACUGCAAAAAAAGCAGCGUGCCAGCGAUUCUAAGGAGCUUUCCCUCUUCGAGCUUAACUUAGAGACUUGGCGUCAGCUGUGGCGUGUCCUGGAAUUCUCGGACAUCCUGCUGAUCAUUGUAGACAUGCGAUAUGCCACGCUGAUGUUUCCGCCCUCGUUGUAUGACUACAUCAUAAACACCCUCAAGAAGCAGGCCAUAGUUGUAUUCAACAAGGUGGAUCUGGUGGAGCCGCAGGUUGUGGUGGCGUGGAGAGAGUACUUUAAAGAGCGCUAUCCCCAAUUGCCCGUCGUAUUAUUUGCCUCGUUUCUACCACGAUCCCGUAAAGGCAAUCAACGUGGACCGCAGGCUCAUCGCAGAAGCAUGGAAGGCGUGUAUAACAUCUACAAGGAAUGCCAGCGAUAUGUCCAGGGUGAAGUGGACCUAAAGGAGUGGGAGAAAAAGAUUCGCGAGGAUAUGAGCAGCGACCACUUGGACAUACUGGAGGAUGUUACGGCUGCGGUAGAGGGUGAGCUGAAGAUCAGCAGCAGCAUCGAUACCACACCGCAUGAGCACGUCAAGUACCACAAUGGAGUCCUGACGAUCGGCUGUAUCGGGUUCCCAAACGUGGGCAAGUCGUCUCUGAUCAACGCCUUGAAGGGACGCAAAGUAGUCAGCGUGAGUCGCACCCCGGGACACACAAAGCAUUUUCAAACCAUUUUCCUGACACCGCUGGUCCGCCUGUGCGACUGUCCUGGUUUAGUCUUUCCCUCGACGACCCCAAAGAGCCUUCAAGUCCUUUUGGGAAGUUUCCCGAUCUCCCAACUGGCGGUCCCGUAUCGUUCGCUAAAGUUCCUUGGAGAGCACUUGAACCUGCCUCAGCUUUUGAGGCUCCAUUUGCCGGAGGACUAUGACGAGUGGUCGGCAGUAGCCAUUUCGGACGCCUGGGCCUACAAGAGAGGAUUUUUGACGGCCAAGGCAGCCCGACCGGAUCGCUAUCGCGCCGCCAAUCACAUUCUGCGCUCGUGCCUUGCCGGCCAGCAGCAGUUGGUUCUCCAAUUUUAUCCUCCAGGCUACGAGGAGCGACGGGAUCACUGGCUGCAGCAUCCGGAUUUGGCAGAGGUCAAAAAGUACCAACAGCAAGAGCUGGACGAACCUGAGAGUGAGACCAAUGGGGACACUUCCUCCGUUUGCUCAGACACCGCCGACAGCGAUGACGAGGAUGAGGACAGCUCUAACGAUGAAACCAAUGCCGAUGAAGACGAAUGCGCCAUUGAGGAGGAUCCCCCCAGAUCUCGGAAUGUGUUUGCCCUUUUAGAGGACGAUUAGUCCGAUUCUAACAGAUGCUUUUGUUAUUGCAUGACUAGCUUGCCCUCAUAAUUUAUUAACGAAAAGAGCUUUGUUUUUAUUACAUGCCAGAUGAAGGUUUUGUAUUUAAAAAUAAAUAAAC
Drosophila bipectinata is the source of this 1970-nucleotide messenger RNA. It is a transcript of the gene Ns4, whose product is annotated as Nucleostemin 4. NCBI's taxonomy places the organism in Eukaryota, Metazoa, Arthropoda, Insecta, Diptera, Drosophilidae. The record is from RefSeq and is a predicted model, not a curated record. Gene Ontology annotation, molecular function: GTP binding; GTPase activity.